AUGGGAACCGGUGGAAAAACGUUCAACGCUCACGUGCUCUUGGCCACCACGUAUCCUCACAAACACGUGCGUCCUAUGGCCGACGACGACUCUGAUCUCCGGAGAGGCAUCGGAGAGCUUCUUUCGAGGUGGGGCGGGCUUCAGAUGGCCGUGAAGAAUAAGUGGGGAGGCAACGAUUCUCUCGAGAAAUCUCAAGACCUGGCUCACGAUCUUUUUCAUCUCUUGUCUCAAACAAAUGCAGUGAUUACGGUGGAUGAGAUUGAGAGUUUUCUACAUGAAAGCUUACUUCUUUCUUUCAGCACAGAGAUGGAAGAUGGCAGCACUGAAGAGGUAGCUGAACAAUUGAUGAUACUCCGUGAAGAGAUUUGUUUGCGUGGGAGUCAUUAA
Messenger RNA from Eruca vesicaria subsp. sativa (arugula), 387 nucleotides. The record is from the annotation of a GenBank genome assembly. Lineage: Eukaryota; Viridiplantae; Streptophyta; Magnoliopsida; Brassicales; Brassicaceae.